ACGAUUUCACGAAAUGACGGCUCUUCGAUAUAAUACUGUUUGCUCCGUUUUGAUUUUGUUCCAUAUUUUAGUACAUACCAAGGCAGCAUUAAGAGAUAUUCUAAAUGUUCAGCAUUUAGCUGAUGCUAAGUUUGGUCCAAAUGAAUAUUCUGAUGAUGAUAGAGAAUAUUCCGAUGUUGAUGAUAGAGAUAAAGAAUCUUUAGCACAACCGAUUGAUCAACAAAACACAAAAGAUCAUUUAUAUUCAAAAACUGAAAGCUAUUUGGACAAUGAAGAGCAAGUAAUUCCAGAUACCUUGGAUGAAAAUAUAAUAUGGGAUGCACAAUGGGGAACACAACUGAAACUUGGUCAAGCAACAGCAAUUUCUGUGGAUCCUGAUGGCAAUGUUGCAAUAUUUCAUAGAGGAGCUCGUGUUUGGGGCCCUAAUAGUUUCAAUAAUGAAAACAAGUUUGAUCCAAAUAAUGGACCGAUAGUGCAAAACACAAUAAUGUUUCUGGACAAAAAUGGUAAAGUGAUAUCGGAAUGGGGAAAAAACAUGUUUUAUCUCCCACAUGGUUUGACUAUCGAUCAGUCCGGGAAUUAUUGGAUAACUGAUGUAGCAAUGCAUCAGGUAUUCAAGUUUGAUGCUCAAGAUGUAAAGAGACACAUGGAAGAAUUGAAAAGUGCACAGGCUAACUCAAAGACAAAUCUGCCUAAUAAUCGUACCAGUAUGCUGAAGCCAUCUAUGACUCUGGGAGAGGCUUUUGUCCCUGGUAACAGCGCUAGCACAUUUUGUAAACCAACUGAUGUCGCUGUACAUACUAAUGGUGACUUUUUCGUUAGUGAUGGAUAUUGCAAUUCUAGGAUAGUCAAAUAUAAUAAAAACGGUGAAUUAAUUUUACAGUGGGGACGACUUUGGAACAAUAGAGAGUUUAUCUAUUCACAGUCGCCUCCGCCAUAUGCGUUUCUCGUCGCGCAUUCUUUAGCACUCGCGAGUGAAUUAAAUUAUCUUUAUCUCGCUGACAGAGAAAAUGGCAGGAUAUUGUGCUUCUUUGCCAACAACGGUACAUUCCAUAAGAAAUAUAGACAUCCUGCUAUUGGUACAAAAAUUUACAGCGUUGCGUACGCUCGGGAAAAGUUGUAUCUAGUUAAUGGACCUGAUCCAUUUAUACGAAAUCCAGUACCAGUAAGAGGCUUCGUACUUGACAUUUACUCCGGAAAGAUAUUAUCAAUAUUUAAGCCCAAGAAAAAUAUGAAUAAUCCACAUAAUCUGCGUGUAACAGAAGACGGUUCUGAGAUAUACGUAGUUGAAUUAAACAAUAAGAAAGUUUAUAGAUUUCUACAAGAAAUAAACAGUUCUAAUGAUUCGCAGUCAACUAAACGGCGUCCACAUCAGAUCUUAAUACAUCCUGAUACUAAAGAUGCCGAUAAUGAAACGAAUGACAUAUUAGAAUUUAUGUUAGACGCUGUCAUAGUGAUCGUUUUCUCUAUUAUAAUGUUCAUUAUGAUUUUAACCACUGUAAAGAUGCAUCGAAGACGAGUAUACUUUGCGCGCAAGAGGAAGAAUGAAUGGUCCGAUAGGCAGGAAACCUUUCAACUGUCAAGCCUGCUGGAGAGUAGCCACAGUGGAAGCUCCAAGUCGGAGAAACGGCCGAACUCGCGCGAUUUCAGCAAAUUGAACACAGAGCCGGAAACUUCGGAAGACGAGCAUCCCGAGAACAGUCUCGUGAGGCCGAUGUAAAGAAGACCCCGAAUAAUGUUAUGACGUCGUGCAAAUGGUGACGAAAUUUAUUUUCACAUUAUGGAGACGAAACAAGAGAAAUCACACCAGAUCGCACUCGAUCGAGGUAUAACGCGAAUACUUACAAUUAGAUGCAAACUGCGCUAACUUCGUGUUUGUUCGAAAUUUUGAAUACUUGCGCUGUCGAGCGUCACCCGAACCGACCCUUUCGACCGACGGUACGCGUGCGCAAGAUGACGCCACUUUGCCGACUAUCGAACAUACAGCUGCUUGACGUUACCAUUUACUUUUUAAUAUAUUCUAUUGUAAGAGAGACUCGGUAAAAAACUGAAGCGCUGAUUUCAUUUUGCAUAAAAUGAAAUUAGAUAUGUAAUAGAUCAUUAUACGUUUUCAA
Molecule: messenger RNA, 2114 nt
Organism: Cyphomyrmex costatus
Lineage: Eukaryota; Metazoa; Arthropoda; Insecta; Hymenoptera; Formicidae
Product: peptidyl-alpha-hydroxyglycine alpha-amidating lyase 1
Exons: 6
Coding region: 14-1720 (568 amino acids)
Biological process (GO): peptide metabolic process
Cellular component (GO): membrane; extracellular region
Molecular function (GO): protein binding; catalytic activity
Source: RefSeq, a predicted model, not a curated record